Messenger RNA from Mercenaria mercenaria, 4433 nucleotides. RefSeq names its product interferon-induced very large GTPase 1-like. The transcript has 6 exons. Gene Ontology annotation, molecular function: RNA binding; GTP binding. The record is from RefSeq and is a predicted model, not a curated record. The annotation marks the transcript as partial. Lineage: Eukaryota; Metazoa; Mollusca; Bivalvia; Venerida; Veneridae.
GUUCGUGUACCUGUUCUUCUCGGCCUACAAAAAUAAAGGUUACCGGGUUACCAGAAAACAUAGAUGAAGAAGAUCUCCAAAAUAUCUUUGAAAACAAACGAAGGCAGGGCGGUGGAGAUGUAAGACAUGUCCAAGUUUUUGAGAGCCAAGGAACAGCAAUUAUUGAAUUUGAAGAGAGUGAAGCUGUUGAAAUAGUUCUUAAAAAGAGACCUAUUUCUAUCAAGAAAACAAAAGUCAGUGUGUACAUGUUUCAUUCAUCUAAUACUGUGGAAGUCAGGAACAUUCCAACAGACGUAUCAAUUGAAAGUCUCAAAAAGUAUUUCGAAGAACAAGCCUCUGAUGAGGACAGUAUUACCUGCAUCGUUAUGGAAGCUGACGUUGCCUUCGUGACAUUCAAAAAUGAACAAAUAACAAAACAGAUUGCAAACAAGGAUCGUCACACUCUCGAAAACCAUCGGCAACCCAUAGUGGUAAACUUCCAUGAUCCAGAACUGGUGCAUACAGAUCAAAUGAAUGUUACAGGUUCUUCAGAUCUAAAUAUUGACCACGGAUUGCAGACAUUCGAUGAAAAGAAACAUCACUUCAAAAAUCUUCUUGAAAGAAUGGGUUUAUUAUCCAGAGUUGACAAGCUAAUAGCCGUGACGGAAGUUCUUUCGGUUCACAUAGUUUCCACAGAGACACAAGAAGUAGAUGAAAGAGUUUAUCCCUGGACUUUUCUUCAUAAACUCUGCACAGGAAAUUACAAAGCUAGGGACAUGUGUUUUGCCUUAUCAGAUCGUGAUCAGUCAUCAAACACAUCUCCGUUAGAUAAUUUGGAUAAAGAAUCAGAGGAGCGAAUAAGUCCACUGGAUUUAUUUCUAGCCAUUUAUAGUUGUUGUGAUCCUAUGUUGAAACAGUUAAUAUUCAAAAACUUGUAUCUUUGCAAACUAGCAGUACCUUUCAUUUUUGACCAACUCUGUUCUUCUGACCAGUGCCCAAGUGUGUCUGUCUGGCCUCUUCGCGCUUUGCUUAUAGAAAGUAAAAUAGCUCAAGAUGGUAACACUGAGUCUGAAGUUUUAGAUUUACAAUCAGCAAGAGUAACAUUUGCUCGAUUUGGCCGACCAUCCUUUUCGAAGUCAAAAGUAUUGAAUUCUUUGUUGAGUCAGGGCGCUUACAACACAUUUUACAAUUUUGACUGUACAUAUGGGACAACAAAAAGAAACGUUAGUGAUGGGUAUGUCGAAAUGUUCUGGUUACCAAUAGUAAAAAAUGAAAAAAGCAAUAUUAGUUCUCCGCUUACAUUUUUUAAUGUCCGCGGUGAUCUGCAAAUGUAUUUUUGCGAACACGUAUUACCAUUUCUAUCACAAAUUACUGAUAUCUUUGUUCUGGUAAUUGAAGUUCAAUCUCUUUUACAGAGGUUUGACGAAGUUCAAGGUAUUGUAAAAAGUUACCGUUAUGUAUUACUAAUUAUUUGUGGUCGUUUGGAUCCAAAAGAUGUACAUAAAGUAAAUAGUUUAAAGGAAUUCGAAGCUAGCCUUAAAGAAAACAAUCCAAAGUCGAUCAUACAUAUUGUUCUUACACAUGAAUGCGGCAUCGAAAAAAAUAUGAAACAAGUGGCAAAUGUUAUAUCAGAAAGGAUAGAAACUUUUGAGAAAGAUAUUGUCAAGACCACCCUCAAAGACCGUCUGUCAAAUAUAGAAAAUAAAAGUGUUAUAAUAGAUGAAACAGAACAGUCUUGUGUGGAAGGAAAACGUAUUGCUACAGAUAUUAUAGAAGCUAUGGGUACGCAAAAAGAUGCUCCACUACUGUGGAAGAAGAGAGUCACACCGGUACAUUCUCUAUAUUCCAGAUGUCUUGGCGAAAAUAAUAUGAAAAUCCGCAGAGAACAAGACCUAGCACGGAUUGAACAGUUAAAGUACGAGAUGGAUAAUCUGAGAAAGGAGCAGAUUAACAACAUUACUCCAGCUAUCAAGCUUUUUGCAAGAUACCUUGUUUCAAAAGCAGAGUCGCCGUCUUGUCUGAGAUUUAUUUUAGCAUGGCUGAACAUUUUUAUUCAAUUGGAAAAGCAAAAAUUACUGCCACAAUUAAUAAAAGAAAAUAGAACUGCAUGGAAGAAAAUGGGCGACAUAAAAAGCCAGAGCAAUCCGAAUUCGGAAUAUAUUGAAGUACAAAGAGAAACUAUUAAAAGGACGGAAAACCAAUUACAAGAAGCCUCAUUCAACAUAGAACUAUUGUUCCAUGAGAUAGGAAACAUUUAUGAUACUAUUAUCAUUCUGAGGAAAGAUAGUACAAGCUUAGAGCUUCCAUCUAUCAGAGCUAUAGUGGAAGUUUGUGCAUCACUUUUUGUAGAAGGCAACACACUAGAAUUAAUUGACAGUGAAGCGUUUUAUAUGCCUCAGCACUGGAUCGGAAAGGUUUUUGAAAGGGUUUCUGAAAUAAUGGGAUCUCCGAAAGUUUUGACAGUGUCGAUUUUAGGCAUUCAGAGCUCUGGCAAAUCUACCUUAUUAAAUACAAUGUUUGGCUCUCAAUUCCCAACAAGUGUUGGUAGAUGUACAAAAGGUAUACAAAUGAAAUUAUUACCCUUACAUAUAGAUAAUGUAUUUCAAAAUAUUUUAGUUUUGGAUACAGAAGGAUUAAGAGCUCCAGACGUCAGUGACGAAAAGUAUACAUUUGACAAUCAGAUGGCCACAAUGAUUACCGGGCUCGGUGAUAUAACAGUUAUGAACGUUAUGGGGGAAAACCCUAUGCCCAUCAGGGAUAUAUUACAAGUAGUGAUUCAUGCUUUUCUACGUCUUAAAUUAGCAGAUCCAGAUAUCGACUUAAGAAAAAUGUGUACUUUCAUCCAUCACAACGUUUCAAGUGUAAUGGCUCUUGAUAAGAUGAGGCCAUCCGUAAGCAAACUGAUGGAGAUACUUGAUAGUGUCACGAAACAUGCGGCUGAAAUGGAGAGCAUUCCAGGUGUUGUGGAAUUCAAUCAAAUGAUACAAUUUGAUAUGACAUCACAAGUUUGGUUUCUACCAAAUUUAUUGGAAGGGUGUCCGCCGAGAAUUACAUGCGAAUACAGUUCUCAAGCUGCUGACAUAAAAAGUAAACUGUUACAGUUGGCCAUUAGUGACACAGAAAAGUCAUACGGAUCACUUAAUGACGUACUAAUACAUGCAAGAGAUUUAUGGAAAGGAGUUUUAACAGAAGACUUUGUUUUCUACUUUCGAAAUAGUGAAGAAAUUCGGGCAUACAAUUUUCUAGAAAGUAAAAUUAUGCACUGGUUGUCUGAAAUGCAAUGCUUCUGUCGGAAAAAGUGCAUCGAAACUUCACAGGAAGUGGUCCAAAAAUGCAAUGAGCAGCAAGAACUUGAAGAAGCAGCGGAAGCAGCUAAUAAAUUAGUAUUCGACGAUCUUCACAAUAAAGAAAUUAAAGUUAAGGAAGAAAUUGAUAAAUGUUUCAAUGAAAAUGAAUUCAAAAAUACAAUUUGUCGAUGGAAAGACGAAACAACAAGAAGAUUUGAGUAUACAUGCAUGGAUUUACGCAAUAGCAUCAAGAAGGAAACCGAAAGAUUUCGCCAAAAAAGGAGUAUUGAGAUAUUUCAAAAUUCCAAUCGCGCUGAGCACGAAGAUAAGCUUCAUGAGAAGUCAGUGAAACUUGCAAAACUCGCUAAAGAUAUGUCAGUUGAAAAUGUAAACAAACAAUUUGAAAACAUAUGGCAGGAAUUUGUAAAGGAAAUAGAAAACAAGUCCCAAGUUCCAACAAGUUACAGAAAGCAAGAAGACACGGCAGCUUUAUUGAUAAGUAGUGAAAUAGAAACAAUUGCUCGAGAAGCUAUUAGAUUGUGCUUGCCUAGUAAAGUAUUGCAUGAAUUACUAGAUACGACAAUAGCCUCAACAAAAUUGGAUUUAAUCAUAGACAUGUUAACUGAUAUGGCUGAAGGAGAGAAGUUUUUUCCAUUUACGGUUUAUAUUGAAAGCCCAAGUGAAUAUGCAGAGACGUGGAUAACAGAACAAUCAAAGAAUCAUUUGCCAGGAUGCUGUUCUGGAAUCCAGGAUAGUGAGUCCAAGAAAGCAAUGCUAGAAACAUGUAACUUCAACGUCCAAAAGCCGGGCCAAAUUCACAACUGCCUUGCAUUCAAUUUUGCUUGUAAUCGCGUAGAAGGAAAGUCAUGCGAUGAUAGUACAAUGCAUUUGUUCAGUGAGUACCGGAAAUAUCUUCCUGACUGGGAUAUCGAACCAGACAUGGAUAUGUCUGAGAACUCUGAGUUUUGGAUGUGGUUUGUUGCUACAUAUAAACAGCAGUUAGCCGAUUAUUAUGGUUAUAAUGUUUCUAAUAUUCCUGAAUCGUGGUCGUAUAUUUCAAAAUCACUUGCUCUCAUAAACUUACGUAAUAAGUACAGUUUAACCUGUCUUAAGCAGCCAACCAAGAGAAGCAGACAAGGUUGUUUACCAACGUCGCCAUUUUGGUAA